This is a messenger RNA of Dalotia coriaria, 4460 nucleotides long. RefSeq names its product sex determination protein fruitless (gene fru). The transcript is spliced from 5 exons. The record is from RefSeq and is a predicted model, not a curated record. Bases 560 to 1732 code for a protein of 390 amino acids. NCBI's taxonomy places the organism in Eukaryota, Metazoa, Arthropoda, Insecta, Coleoptera, Staphylinidae. Gene Ontology annotation, molecular function: DNA binding; protein binding. Gene Ontology annotation, cellular component: nucleus. Gene Ontology annotation, biological process: regulation of transcription by RNA polymerase II.
CAAUGCGCUAAUUACGCGCGACGCUGCGCUGCUGUCGCCGGAGACACAGCGAAAGAAGGGAUUUCUAUCGCGUUCCAAAUGCAGUCGUGUACGCUCGACACGCACGCACACACUGCCGGCGCGUAGGUUCACGUCUCGCCUGCACGUACACGAGGGCGCGCGCAUCUGUGUCGGUGCGCGCACACGAGCACGAAUCGCGCCGAGAGAAAAAGGAUGCGAGCGGAGAGCGAAAUCACAAUGGCGGUACCAGUACUAUGAGCAGCAGGCCAGCAGGAGAAGUAUACGUGCAGUGCGUGGCCCGUGCAGCAGCGAACGAGUGUGACUUAGGCCCGUGCGAAGGUAAGCCGUGUAAGGUGCGUGGUGCGUGUGCGAUGCGUCGGCGGUGAUUCGGUGGAUUGGCUCUGGUUUGCUGGAUUGUGCACGGCGGCGGCGGCGGCAGCGGCGAGAAGGGCUCCUGCGGGGCGCGCGCGCGACAUUCCUAGUGUGUGCGUUGGAGUGUAUGGGAGUGUGUGUGUGUGCCUGCGGAUUCGCACAUGGUAAUUAGAAGCGCCCGCCGACAAUGGAGAGCGCCAUGGAUCAGCAGUUCCGCCUGCGCUGGAACAACCAUCCGGACAACAUGACCGACGUGCUGGUGAGCCUCUACCACAAGCAGCAGCUGUGCGACGUGACGCUGGCGUGCAAGGGCGAACUGAUACGCGCCCACCAGACGGUGCUCACCGCGUGCAGCCCCUUCUUCGAGGAGAUGCUGCUCAACAUCAACCACCCGCAUCCGAUCAUCAUUCUCGCCGACAUCAACCUCGGCGAGCUGAAGGCGGUGCUGGAGUUCAUGUACAAGGGCGAGGUGAACGUCUCGCAGAACCUGCUCUCCGUCUUCCUCAAGACGGCGGAGGUGCUGCGCGUCAAGGGCCUCACCGACAACAAUCUGCUCAACGACAAGGAGCGUCGUGCCGGCGGCGGCGCCGCCGCUGGCGAACUCAAUCGGCGCUCGCACUCGCCCGCGCCACACGAGAAGCGGAAGCGGAAAUCUAGCAACUGUGAUACUAAUUCAAACAGUGAUAGUCGACAUAAUGAUUCUCAGGCCACAAGCAAUUAUAAAUCAACGCAUUUACCAAAGUCUCAAAGUGAAAGAGAUGUGGGCAGUCCAGAUGAUAUCAUGCCACCACAAUUAGUCAAGCAGGAGCCCCAGCAGGGCAGUCCACAGCACAUUGAUUCAUAUCAUUCAAUGUCCGAAGCACUGCAAACUGGUGGAAGCUUAAGCGUGCACCAGGACGACCUGCUCUCCAGCCACGGGCUGGACCACAACGAAGAGACGAAACCGCCGAUGCCGCCCCUCGAUCCGACGGACACAAUCGACGGUUCAAAAGCCUGGCACAUGCGGCUUACGUUCGACAAGCUGCCAGGCGGAUGUAACCUGCACAGGUGUAAACUGUGCGGCAAAAUAGUGACGCACAUCCGGAACCACUAUCACGUGCAUUUCCCGGGACGAUUCGAGUGCCCGCUGUGUCGGGCGACGUACACACGCAGCGACAAUCUGCGCACGCACUGCAAAUUCAAGCAUCCACGCUAUAAUCCGGACACGAGGAAGUUUGACGGUGUGCCGAUUGCGGCGGCGGCGGCGGCGGCAGCAGCUGCUGCUACCGGUGUCGCCGGCGGUGGUGGUAAUACGCCCGCUGACCGAUAUGUGACAGCCGCGGCCGCCGUCGCCGGCAACAGCGAUCUGUCCAACGACUGAUUUGCGCUGCGCUCGCCGCCGCUCGCGUUCCACGACUAUUACAUGAUGGCCGCGACGGCGGCGGCGGCGGCUCUCUACUGGAGGCGCACGCAGGUCGCGAUGCUUUGAGCACACUCUUAAAACUAAUGCGAACAAAGCAUGAAAAGAAACACUUUUAAUAAUAACUUAAUCUACCAAGUGGCGAACAACCAACGACGAACACUGCUUAAACAAAAUGUCCUGAGCGCGAAACACACAACAAAAAAGAAUAGUAGUCCGCAUUUUUGCUAACUUUAUUUGUUUAUUUAAAGAUCGUUUGUUUUUAUUAUUUUGUUAUAUUUGUUUAAGCGCAUUUUUUGAGUACCUUACUAAUUUUAUUAUUCGUUUAUUUUAUUUUUUGAUUUUAUUUUCAAAGUUUAUACGCAAUAAGGUUUUUUUAAUUUAUCCUUUAAACAAACGAACACACUUAUCGAGUCAAGGGCGUCAGUCUUCUGAAGACUUUAAUCUUAUAUUAUUGACAUAAAUACAGAACGUACUUCAGUUAUAUUAUAUUAAGCACAACGAAUAUGUGAGAUUGAAAUCAAAAUUUUUUCAAUGCGAUGAAGAGAAAAACUUAAUCAGAGCAAAUAUUUACACACCCAGAGCGAAUUGUUAUCAAUUAAAUUGUUAUAUGAUAAUUAUUAUUGUAUUAGAAUACGGAUUCUAAUUCUAAUUAUUGUUAUUAAAAGAAAGAAAAGAGUUAUUAAUAUAUUUAACAGUGGCACCGAGGAUGCGCGCCCACUAUAAACUUAUCGAUUAAUUAAUUAACGUGCAAUUAUUUACUCAAGUAUCUAAUGAUUAUCGCAAGUAAUAGAAAAUAUAUUUAGUUAUGUUUACUAAGUAAUUUAAUACGAUGAACACUUAAAGAGAUGAAAGAAAGCAAAUGAUGAAGAUGAGAUAUUUUUAUAUAUAAAGAUGAAUCGAACAAUGAUGGGCGAUUGAGGUUAGGAUGAGUGGAAGCGACAUCUAACGACUAACAAAUUACUAGAGAUAUUUACAAGAGUCAACGAAACGCGCACGUCGAAUUUGCGUGCGCUCGCGUAACUAUUGCCAAACUAAAUGCUAGAUAUUUAUAUACGUUAUUAUAUGAAUGUAUUUUACAUUAUACACACAAUACACCGACAUACAGAGACAGCAAAUGAAUAAUCUAUACUCUACGAUAGAUAAUAUGAUGAUUAUUAUACACUGGACAGCAAAGACGUACAGUUAAACAAUUAGUAUUAAUAAGUAUACUACUACUUUACUAAAAACACAAGUAAAACACAGGAAAUUUGCAGAUGAAGAUAAUAUAUUGCAGCCGAUUGAGGUGCUGAGCAAAAAGUCAAUACGAUGAUGAACAAUUUUUUCACUCCAAGUGUACAAUAGGUGAAUUUCUAUAUAAAGUGCAAUUUAUUUUAAUACGCAUAUGAUUAUUUUAUUAUUUAUACGAUACAAUGGAUUUGUGGAAUACUAAUUAGUUUCUCGUGUUUUUUUUUUGUUUAUAUAUAUAUAUUUUUUGAUUAAUGGGUUGAUUGAUACUUGUACUACACAUUGAUUUACGUUUGAUUAUCUGCUAUGUGCAUACCUCAUGAUUUAUCAUCUUUGAUUGAAUCAUCACAACCUUAUACUUAUAUAUCUGUUACGUUAUAAUAUAUGAAAUGAGUUUAUAUGAAUUUUUGUUUGUUACGAAUGGUGUAGACUUGCUGCUGACGAGUUUUUAUAUCUAAUAUUGUAGAAAUACCUAGCUAGGAAUGGAAAGUAAUCGGAAAGUCUGAUAAAAACAAACUGAAACUGAUUGUUUACGAUGCCGUGUUAUUCUUGCUUUACAAAAGAUGGUUGCAUUUCAUUUUUUUCGUACUUAAUUUCACAAUACGCAUUUAAUACGAAUGUAAUUUAUGUUCCGGAGUGCUUUCCUGCCACGCAACGCGGCCAAACCGAACAAAUUUGUACUUUCUUGUAGAGAGAAAAACACACACCGAAAGCACUCGAUGGUUAUUUAUGUAAACAAUGCAAAACGUCUGUAUUUAAUUCUCUAGCGUGUACUAAUAGAUACUGAUUGUGAUAUACGAGGGUGAAGAAUGGUGCUACGAAUUGCUUAAGUAUUCUUAACGAAUUAAAAACGAUGAUGAUGAAACAAAUAACACUAAACUUUAACUCUAAGAGAUUUUGUUACGAUCGACGAAUUACAAACGUAGUACGUGCAAUAUGUUUUUGGUGCUUCGGAGGUGAAAAUAUUUUUGCGGAAAACAUCUGCUCAACUAAUCUUUUUCUGUCACGGAUGAUUUGUUCAGUGUUUUCGUUUACAUAUUCUACGCGCUAUAGACUUAAUAUUUUGAUUAAUAUGUUAUAUUGUUUGUUGUCGUCAUUUUCUUUUGUGUGUCGAUUGUGUCGAUCACUGUAAAAUGAACACCAAAUUAAUCUUACGUUGGGUAUGCGUUCAGUUCUCUGCAACGAAUUAACUUAUUAAUGCAAAUAGUAAUGUACUCUGUGAAAUUAUUUAAUUUAUACGCAAUGGAAAAGAAUAUUUAAAUUAUAAACUAUAUACGUGGGUUUUCAUGAUAUAUUAUGUCGGGUUUCUAGUUUUUAGUUCUUUUUAUAUUUAAUUCAUUUAUAUAUAUACGCGGUAUGCAGUAUAUAUAAACAUAUAGCUAUGAGCGAAUAUUUGAAAUAUUGAAUUAAGGAAGAUAUAAAAAUUCUAACACAAAAAAUAAAUAAAUUAAUAUGUUAUAAA